GCAAACACCAAACACUAGUCAGCUAGGUGAUCAACUUCUACACUAGUUCAGUUGUUCGAAUCGUGCGCAAACACUGCUGGUUCAUACUGUUAUUCAACUAUAGACAUUGCUACUGUUAUACAACUAUAGCCAUUGCUACUGUUAUACAGCUAUAGACAUUGGUAUUUUUAUACAACUCUAGACAUUGGGACUUUUAUACAACUACUAAAAUUUUACUGUCGUACAUCUGUUGAGAUCGUUACUGUUACACAACUUUGUCAGCUGUUGCCUAAGUUAAAAUAUUUUUUGAAGCCAUGCGGCUCUUACUUCACUUCAUUUCAUUGACGCUGCUAUGUGCCAGCUCACACCAACAGUCUACCAUUAGACCUGAAUGGCAGGGGAAGGCGGUGGACAUCUUCUUCAUGCUGGACGCCUCCUCCAGUGUGUGGGUGAUAGACUUCUACUCACAGCGCCAGUUCGUAGCUGACCUCAUCUCUGGUAUGGACGUCAGCCCCACGGGCCCUGUCCGUGUGGGGGUGGGGGUGUACGUGGAGGGGCUGGAGAUAGUGGUGCCAGUAAACAACAGCUUCACCAAACAGAAGGUGAUAGAUCUGACGCUCCAGGCGCCCUACACCAUGGGAGACUCGUACAUUUCCAGAGCCAUGAAAGGUCUGCGAGAAAAAGGUUUACCUCUGGCCAUCAGACGACCAAACGUACCUGCCAUAGGUGUGCUCAUCACUGACGGAUCAUCCAGGCAGCGCCAGUUGACCGCCGACUACACCAACCUCUGCCAGAAGGAGGGCAUCUAUAUCGCCACCAUCGGGGUGGGCGCCUACGCUGACCAGCGGGAGCUCAAGGACAUGGCCAGCGAUCCCAAGGCCGACUACUUCUACUACGUCGAUGCCUUCAAGGAUUUGGCCAGCAUUAAGGACAAAGUCUCGGCCAACUUGGCCAAAGCCGAACCACUUCUAUCCGACAGUUCAAAAUGCGGCAACACCAAUGACACUGACACCGUAUUCGUGUAUGACAAAACCAGUCUUGGCGACGAGGGGAUGAAAAACGUCCGCCAUUUUUUGAAAGAGUUUAUCAAUGACCUGAGCAUGAACUCGGGCAAAGCUCGGGUGGGGAUCGUGUCCAAAACUUGUCACCAGGGGGACAUCAAGCUUUCACAGUACCUUAAAAGUGAACAGUUGAUCCAAGGUUUGGAGGACGACAGCGGCCCAGGUAUAACUGACCUGGUCAAGCAGGCCAUGAGGUAUUCCUAUAAGGAGGAGUUUGGUGGGCGGAGCUACGCCCUAAAGAGGGUCGUCGUCAUAAUGACAAAAAACAUAACAGCGAGGGCCGACAUUAUCAUGGAGCUGCUCAAGGCCAAGUUUCUCAAAUACCAGGUUUUUAUCAUCUAUAUUGGAACGGACUACGACAAAGAGUUUUUGAACAAACUUGCUACUAGUUUGGAUCACGUGUUGUACACGUCAUCAAGCAGUGGCCUUGCUGAACUGCUCACACCGUUUAAAAACAUUUUCUGCACAGAGAAAACUGAAGUUGAACAGAAAACUGAAGUUGUACAGAAAACUGAAGUUAUAGAGAAAACUGAAGUUGUAGAGAAAACUGAAGUUGUAGAGAAAACUGAAGUUGUACAGAAAACUUUAGUUGAACAGAAAACUUUAGUUGAACAGAAAACUGAAGUUGGAAAACUGAAGUUGAACAAAAAACUGAAGUUGAACAAAAAAAUCCAGAGGACACAUUUUAUAUUUUUAAAAUAUUCGAGUAGAAGGGGUACUAGAGAGCCAGAUUCAAGUAUGAUAAAAUUCACGUGCAUGCUGUUCUCUUUGACGACAGUUGUGGUGUUGGGCCAACAGCGAACCCCACCCGUCUCUUCCCGUUCAGCAUGGGACAGCAAGCAAGCAGACGUGUACUUCCUGCUGGACGCCACGUCCAGCGUGUGGGUCCAGGACUACCUACGUCAGCGACAGUUUGUGGCGGAUCUCAUCUCCGAGCUGGACCUCACACAGACGCGGGUGGGGGUGGGGGUGUACUCCAACACCCACCAGGUGUGGGUCCCACUCAACGCCAGCCUCAGCAAGACCAGCAUCAUCAACAAGACUUUAGACGCCCCCUACCUGACGGGAGACUCCCAUUUAGCCAGUGCUCUAAAAGACCUGCGAGAAAUUUUAUCCUCGGCCAACAGACGACCACAAGUACCAGCCAUUGGUGUCAUAUUCGCUGACGGCGACACAAGCAAUAGGUUCUACCUGGCCUCUGAAUACGCCGAGCUGGCCAAGAUGGAGGGGAUCUUCAUGUUCUGUGUGGGGGUCGGGGACGAGGAGAGGUACCGGCAGUUCCAGAGCUACGCGAGUGACCCCAAGUCAGAUUUUCUAUUUAGUGUGCCAGAUUUUUACGCUCUGAAGAACAUCAAAAAUAAAUUUUUGACCAAUUUCGCCAAAGUUGAAUAUCUGCCGAUUGGAGAAGAAAAGUGUGUUGGCAAGUUUCUAGACACUGUCUUUGUCUAUGACAAGUCAGCGAUGGGUGACAAGGGGUCUAAAGAGGUCAAAUUAUUUCUCAAAGAAUUUAUUGCUGGCGUCAGCGUCAACUCGGGCAAGGUCAGGGUCGGUGUCGUCUCCAAAACAUGCCAGAAGGGUGACAUCACGCUAGUACAGAACCUGCAACGAGAGACUUUGGCCAAAAGCCUUGAACUAGACAACAGCCCAGACCUAACUGACCUGGUAACACAAGCCCUCGAAUCUUCAUUCAGAUUUGACAAUGGAGGUCGCAGCUAUGCUGAGAAACGUCUUGUCAUCUUUGUGCAUGGGCAUAUCAACAAUUUAAACAAAAUUUAUCCACGUCUAGCUAGGACAAAGUACAUUCAGGAUGAGGUCUACAAAAUCUACAUAAUCAGGGUGGGAACAGAGUCAGACAAAUCUUAUAAAGAGCUCCUUGAGUCAAUGGCCACCAGCAAAAACCAUGUGUUUUAUGUAGAUGCAAGCAAAAACACAACAAGCAAUGCAAGGCUAUUCCUCAGUGACAUUUUCUGCAAAGAUAUUUGACAUUUGGACACAAGCAAUUCUGAAGCCAAGAAUCAUUUGAUGUAGAAUGUAAUCUCAAUGGAUGCUAAAUUUAAAAAAAAAAACAUGUUUACAAACAAAUCUUCAACUACAACACUAGCUUUCAAUGUGUAAUUCUAUGACACAUAAUUAAUGUAUCUAUGGACACCUUGUCAAUUAGAGCAGUUUUGCUUUGUCUACUUAGUCUAGACUAAUUGUCCUAAUCUAGCACAUAAGUUGGAAAAAAAUAAAUCCGAUCAUAGACUACUGUAAA
This is a messenger RNA of Physella acuta, 3294 nucleotides long. RefSeq lists its product as uncharacterized. The record is from RefSeq and is a predicted model, not a curated record. NCBI's taxonomy places the organism in Eukaryota, Metazoa, Mollusca, Gastropoda, Physidae.